This is a messenger RNA of Patiria miniata (bat star), 474 nucleotides long. Its product is annotated as F-box only protein 22-like. Bases 1 to 474 code for a protein of 157 amino acids. NCBI's taxonomy places the organism in Eukaryota, Metazoa, Echinodermata, Asteroidea, Valvatida, Asterinidae. The transcript is spliced from 2 exons. Gene Ontology annotation, biological process: regulation of skeletal muscle fiber development; positive regulation of proteasomal ubiquitin-dependent protein catabolic process; protein polyubiquitination. The record is from RefSeq and is a predicted model, not a curated record.
AUGUACAAAGAGGACUAUAAGCUGGCGUUCUGGAGGGGAACAAACUCCAAGAAACUGCCCAGUUGUCUGACAGUGACGUUCUCCGGACCCAACGUGAGGGCAGCAUCUGUGGUUCUUGAUAACAGUGUCACCACCCGGGACAAAGCUCGCUCGAAAUUCCAGGAACUCAAGAAGUUGGGAUUGCCAGCGAAACACAGCCUGGCUUUCUUGUUCAGCUGCGUUGGGCAAGGGCGCCAUUUCUACCAGGCCGAGGAUGUGGAAAGCGGAGCCUUUCACGAGGUCUUUCCCGACACGCCCCUUGUGGGGUUCUUUGGGGGCGGGGAGUACGGCUGCGAUAACUUCACCCUGGGGAGAUCGGUGCAGGAGAGUGCAGACCGAGACUCGGCAGACCUCAGGCACAGGAAUGCGCUGAAGAAACUGCAGAAUUUGGAGAAGUCGUUCACUUGUGUAGUAUGCUUGCUGUCAUUUGGCUGA